This is a messenger RNA of Rhododendron vialii, 2317 nucleotides long. Its product is annotated as protein NRT1/ PTR FAMILY 4.5-like. The record is from RefSeq and is a predicted model, not a curated record. Gene Ontology annotation, cellular component: membrane. Gene Ontology annotation, molecular function: transmembrane transporter activity. Gene Ontology annotation, biological process: transmembrane transport. The transcript has 6 exons. The coding region runs from base 305 to 2119 and encodes 604 amino acids. NCBI's taxonomy places the organism in Eukaryota, Viridiplantae, Streptophyta, Magnoliopsida, Ericales, Ericaceae.
UCUUUUUUAUGUAUGCUUUUGAAGCUUGAAUCAAAACCGUCUAUAUUUUUCUUUGAAAUUUUAGUGUAAGCUUGAAAAAUAUUUUGCCUCCCCCAAACAAAUAUCUUGAUUCUGCCACUGUCUCCAUAAAUAUAUAAGCGUAUUUUUGUAUUUAUAUACACUCAUAUUCUUUUUUUAAUUUGUUUCUUUGUCAACUCUUGUCUCUAUAUAUACAUCUACACGCACAUAGCUUUAGCUACUAUAUCCCUGAUCACCAUUCUCUCUCUUUUCAACUGGUUCAAAAAACCUGAAUUAGCAGCUGUUUAUGGAUAAAGGCGAAAUUAUUGAGGGUAAGGUGGAUUGGAAGGGCAGACCAGCUAUUAAGGGAAAACAUGGAGGAAUGUUUUUCGCAAUGCUAUCACUAUGCACGGCUGGUUUUGAAAACAUGGCGACCGUAGCACUCGUAUCGAACUUAGUGACUUACUUGACUCAGGUGAUGCACUUUGGCAUAUCUGAUGCGGCCAAUCAGGUAACAAACUUCUUGGGUACGGGUUACAUUCUCUCCAUUCCCAUAGCCGCCCUCGCCGACAUGUACCUCGGACGCCCCAAAUCUGUACUCUUAUCGGCUUGUUUUGAGAUUGUGGGACUUGGAUUGCUAGCAAUACAAGCUCACUCCAACAAUCUCAAGCCUCCUCUUUGCAACUUAUACGAUCCAACUGCACAUUGCAUCAAAGUUGGAGGUGGCCAAGCCGGACUUCUCUUUCUGGGACUCUACUUGGUGGCGACCGGGAGUGCCGGAAUAAAAGCCACAGUGCCGCCACAUGGUUCCGAUCAGCUUGAGGAAAAAGAUCCUAAAGAGGCAAGGCAAAUGGCUAGCUUCUUCAACUGGUACUUAUUCGUCGGAGGAGUUGGCACUGCAGCUAGUUUAACGCUCGUAGUGUGGAUCCAAGACAACAAGGGUUGGGAUUUGGGAUUUGGGACCUCGACCUUCGCAAUGAUCGCGGGUGCCCUCUUGUUUAUCUUAGGAUUGCCUCGAUACAGGAUUCAUAUUAUUCAAAAAGUUAAUCCCCUCAUUGAGAUCUUACAGGUAUAUGUAGUUGCUUUUCGCAACAGAAAUCUUAAACUCCCUGAGGAUCCUGAAGAGUUGUAUGAAAUCAAUAGAGACAUGGAAGCUGCACCAGAAACAGAGUUCUUACCCCAUAGAGAUAUUUACAAGUUCCUUGACAAAGCAGCCAUCCAAACAACUCCAAUCACCCAACAAAGAACCCCAAAUCCGUGGAAACUUUGCAGGGUAACACAAGUCGAAAAUGCAAAGAUUAUCCUUGGUGUGCUUCCAAUAUUUUGUUGUGCAAUUAUUAUGACCGUUUGCCUAGCUCAACUCCAAACUUUCUCCAUCGAACAAGCCGUAACAAUGGACACGAGGAUUACCAAACAUUUUCACAUACCCCCAGCUUCCCUCGGUAUCAUCCCUAUCAUAUUCAUCAUCGGACUUGUCCCAAUUUACGAUCGUAUUGUCGUACCCUUUCUCCGUAGGAUCACGGGCCACCCCUUCGGCAUCACUCACCUCCAACGCAUUGGCAUCGGUAUAGUCCUCAAUAGUCUGUCUAUGGCAGUUGCCGGAAUCGUUGAAGUGAAGCGGAAAGAGGUUGCGCGAAAGCACAACAUGGUCGACGCAAUUCCACUGAUCCAACCGUUGCCCAUCAGCGUCUUUUGGCUAUCGUUUCAGUACUUCAUUGCCGUCGUGGCUGACGUAUUUUCAUACGUUGGCCUCCUUGAGUUUUACUACUCACAAGUACCAAGAGGCAUUAAAUCCCUCUCCACUUGCUUCCUUUGGUUCUCCUUUGCACUUGGGUAUUACUUGAGCUCCGUCAUUGUUAAUAUAGUGAAUAGUGCAACUAAGGGAAUAACUAGUAGCAGAGGUUGGUUGGCAGGAAACAACCUUAAUACGAACCACUUGAAUCUUUUCUAUUGGCUUCUGUCUAUAUUGAGCUUUCUCGAUUUCCUUGUGUAUUUGUUCUUGGCUCAGAGGUACAAGUACAGGCCAAUAGCGCAGAGAGGUACAAGCACUAGUAAGGUUUCGAAUGAGGAUAACAAGGAGAGAGAAGACAUUGAAGUUCACAUGGGAGAAGUCAUUGAAUGACACAGAAUUUAAUAAAGCGGUUCAAACUGGCUUACUCAUGGGAUGUCCUAACACGUUACAAAAUUUCGCUUUAGACAAUGAAUUUUCUAUCAUUUGACCUUGUACCAUUAAAGGCUCUCUCUCCAUUCAAGAUAGUAUGGAUGUUUAUAUUGUUUGUGUUACAUAUGUAAUUGCAAUAGUAUCUCUUUUGUUUGUUGC